GGGUUAAGGAUUUCUGUUAAGGUUCCAAUUGCGGCGUGAAAUGUCUAGACUUGUUGCUCGUGUGUUGCUCGGUGCUCGCUUGACAUUUGCAAACAAAGGAACCCAGGUUUUAAGUAAACCAAGUACUACUAAACAUCUUACUACUUCGACUUGGUUCUCUUCAUCUCAAGUUGACCGUCAGCUCAACCAGUUUUUGACCAAUGAGAUCAAACAAGAAAAGGCAAACGCUUUCUUCUGCAACCCUCCUGAAGGGUUCAAAGUAGUAAAAACCGAUGGAUGUGAUAUCGUUAUACGCAAAGAAUAUCAAGAUGGAGUUUCUGUCGAUGUAGAGAUUAAUUUGGCUGGUAGUGUUUCUCCUAGCAUUCCUGAGGAUGAUGUGAGUGCUCCAGAAAAGAUGGAGGAUGAUGCCCCCUUAGAAGCACAUCCUGAUUUGCGUAUCAAACUCACAAAACCUAGUGGUCGAAGUCUGGUUUUCAACUGCAGUCUCCCAGGUCACGACGCUGAUAAACAACUUUCUGAAGAUGAGUCAAAUAAUCUUCCCACUUAUUCCGUGGAUUCAGUUGAAGUGGAACGCAUCCCAGGCUAUUUCGUAUAUACUGAUCUAUUCGAUGACGAUAUGUAUAAUCAUACAAUGCAAUUACUAGUAGAACGAGGACUAAACGCCGACUUUCAACAAGAAUUGCAAAACUUCUGUACCUCAGAAGAGCACAAGUUAUAUCUAAGAUUUCUGGAUGAAUUCCAAAAUUAUUGCAAAGAAUAGUUUGAGAAAAACCACCCCAACGUAGCUACAAUUGUUAAAAUCAUUGCAUUUGACGUUAAACAAUUUAUUUAUUUCAAUAAUUACAAAAUAUUGUACAAAAUAGUUUAUCUUGAGUUCCUACGCAUUCAGCAACUGUUCGCCUGCUUGUGCUAUCGCACUACCUAAACAAAGAUAUGUCUCGU
This is a messenger RNA of Schistosoma rodhaini, 942 nucleotides long. NCBI's taxonomy places the organism in Eukaryota, Metazoa, Platyhelminthes, Trematoda, Strigeidida, Schistosomatidae. The record is from the annotation of a GenBank genome assembly.